This is a messenger RNA of Phytophthora sojae, 540 nucleotides long. RefSeq lists its product as hypothetical. The record is from RefSeq and is a predicted model, not a curated record. The transcript has 3 exons. NCBI's taxonomy places the organism in Eukaryota, Oomycota, Peronosporomycetes, Peronosporales, Peronosporaceae. The coding region runs from base 1 to 540 and encodes 179 amino acids.
AUGGCCAACGUCUUUAUUUUCGGCAGAAGGAAACGUUUCAAACUGGGCGAGGAUACGACUGGACUCUAUGAAGACCUGCAUUGCUGGAUCAACGAUGAAGACAAUACAGUACGUCCGUUUGGUGAUUUUACGUCGGUUCACCGCUAUUGGAUUUGCAUGAGGACGAACAUGGGAGGAGGCAAGCUGCCGGCACUGGAACUUGCAGUUCUUUCAAUGGCGAUCAACACGGCAACAUGCGAGCGCUACCUUAGGGAAUUGGCGCUCAUUCAUACUACUAAAAGAAACCGAGUGCAGCCUGAGAAGUUGAGAAAGCUGGCGCUGCGGAAGCGCUUAACAGACCCUACCGAGCGCACGCGGCUUCAAGAUCGCGACGAUCGAUUUUCUCACCACAAGACGACGGACAAUGAUUCGGACAGUGAAAGUGUCCCUAAUCCUGAUCGGGCGUUGGAGUACUGGAGCGAGGUACUGUGCGAACUGGAAUGCGACGAUGAUCCCCCAGUGACACCUGACGAUAAUUCUGGCCACGGUAAUGCAACCUAA